Molecule: messenger RNA, 1234 nt
Organism: Egretta garzetta (little egret)
Lineage: Eukaryota; Metazoa; Chordata; Aves; Pelecaniformes; Ardeidae
Gene: STARD4
Product: StAR related lipid transfer domain containing 4
Exons: 6
Coding region: 427-804 (125 amino acids)
Biological process (GO): intracellular cholesterol transport; cholesterol transport involved in cholesterol storage; cholesterol import
Cellular component (GO): cytosol; endoplasmic reticulum
Molecular function (GO): cholesterol binding; cholesterol transfer activity
Source: RefSeq, a predicted model, not a curated record
CGAAUGGCGGCUCGCGAAGAAAACCAAAGAUGCAACUGUAUGGCGUAAACCAUCAGAGGAAUUCAGUGGAUACCUGAGCUGAUGACCCCAGACACCAAGAGUCUGCUGACUCUGUACAGGGCCACGGGGAACACUGGCACCAACACCAGGUGUAAUCUGAACCACUGCCAAGAGGGCAGUGGCUACUAUGUGCAGAUGAAGACUGCAGGGUUCUGUAUACACCUGGGAUAAUAAAGGACACUUGGGAGAACUUUCCAAACACCUACCUAGAAGCCACUGGCAUGUUCAUGUCGUCCUCCGGUUCUGAGUAUACAGCUGAGAUUGGCUCCAGCCAGCUAUAAAGCUCAAGGAGUGGUGGAAGAUGUUACUAACAGAAUAGUGGAUCAUAUUCGCCCUGGACCAUAUAGGCUAGACUGGGACAGCUUAAUGACUACAAUGGACAUCAUGGAAACAUUUGAAGAGAACUGCUGUGUGAUGCGCUAUACCACUGCUGGCCAGCUCUGGAACAUCAUAGCACCAAGGGAGUUUGUGGAUUUCUCUUACACUACAAGCUACGAAGAUGGGCUUCUCUCAUGUGGUAUAAGCCUAGACUAUGGAGAGGUGAGACCUAACUUUGUCCGUGGAUUCAAUCACCCCUGUGGUUGGUUCUGUGUCCCUCUCAAGGACUAUCCUAGACACAGCCUUUUGACAGGCUAUAUUCAGACAGAACUGCGAGGGAUGCUACCACAAUCUGCAGUAGACACUGCCAUGUCUAGUACCCUGACCAAUUUCUACUCUGACCUCAAAAAGGCACUAAAAUCAUAAACAAACAAUGACUUAAAAGCCCUUGCGUUUCUUGCAAUCAAGUUAUAUUGUUUAGCUUAGCAUAUGUUAGCUACUGAGUUAAGAGGUAACAUUGUUCCUGAGUGAUACCUUUAUGUAGAGGGAUCCAAACAACUUUACCAAGUACUUUUUGAUGUGAUACUUAGCAUACAUUCCUAAUUCACAGCAUGAGAUUCCAUUUCCUGCUCAGUACUCUGCAGCUGUGUGAGGAGUAUUCUGAAUCUAUAAACCCCUGGCUUCCUAGGUAGAAAAUACAAGGUCGGGGGCAGCAGGGUGGGAGGGGAAAGGCUUGAAAAAUGCAGCAUGAACUCAGCUCUCACCAAUAGUAUUGAGAGUGGAGCUCUCAGGACUUUGCGGGUGCAUAUUACUGUACAGGCAGGAUCCCACUGAAGAUGUAAUUUUGUAAUAUAUA